Messenger RNA from Magnolia sinica, 2637 nucleotides. RefSeq names its product disease resistance protein SUMM2-like. The transcript has a single exon. The record is from RefSeq and is a predicted model, not a curated record. NCBI's taxonomy places the organism in Eukaryota, Viridiplantae, Streptophyta, Magnoliopsida, Magnoliales, Magnoliaceae. The coding region runs from base 1 to 2637 and encodes 878 amino acids. Gene Ontology annotation, molecular function: protein binding; ADP binding.
AUGGAAUUCCUCAAGGAGAUUGCUAGGAAUGCAUGUGUUCAAUACGACUAUUCUAAAAGGCUUGAAGAGAGUCUCGAUGUUCUGAAAACCGAAAUGCAAGAGUUGUGCAGCCAGCAGACCGACAUAAUUAUUGCACUGAACACAGAAGAGGUAGUGCAUGGAAAGAAGUCAAAGGCAGAGGUGAGUUUAUGGCUAGAAAAUGUGGAAAAGAUUACAAGCGCAGUGACUAAGAUAGAAGAGGUUUAUGGAAAAAUAGGGAGAGAUUUGUCACUCCCACGAGUUGCAUUGGGAAAGUGUGUCGUAAAAAAGAUUGAAGAGGUGGUGAAGCUUAAGGAGAAAGGUAGAUUUUCAGAAGGGUUACUUACUGAUUUAUUACCUGAAAGUGGAAGUAUGCCCACAACGAAACUAGUGGGUAGAACAACAGCGGAAAGAAAUUUGGAACAGAUUUGGGAGACGUUGAUGGAUCAGGAGGUCAGAACUAUAGGUGUGUAUGGCAUGGGGGGAGUGGGCAAAACGACCAUCAUGACCCACAUAUUUAAUAAAAUACAGAGCGCUGGAAUAUUGGGCACUGCCAUUUGGGUGACAGUAUCUAAUGAUUCUAAUAUUGAGAGACUGCAAAAUGGUAUUGCACGGGUAAUAGAAUUGAAGCUUUCUAAUGAAGAAGAUGAAAUGAGAAGAAAAAUGAAAUUGUUUGAAGCUUUAAAACGUAAGGGGAAGUUUGUUAUCAUCUUAGAUGAUAUGUGGAAAUCAUUUCCAUUGGAGAAGGUGGGGAUUCCUGAGGGCAAUACAUUUAAGAUAGUGUUGACUACCAGAUCGCUAAACGUGUGCCGAGGCAUGAAGUGCCAAGAAAAAGUAAGAGUGGAGGUUCUUUCAGAGGAAGAAGCAUGGCAAUUGUUUAAGGAAAAACUUGGGGCUGAUAUGGUUCUUUCUAUAGAAGUAGAAGUACUUGCAAAGCUUGUCACUAAAGAGUGUUGUGGUUUACCUCUUGGAAUAAUCACAGUAGCAAGAGCAAUGACUGAAAAGGAUGACAUUAGCGAGUGGAGAAAUGCAUUAGAAGAAUUAAAAUGCUCGACAACGGACAUCGAAGGCAUGGAAGAUGAAGUUUUUCUAUGUUUGAAGUUCAGUUAUGAUCGGCUGAAAUCUGAUCAGAUCCGAGCUUGUUUCUUGCAUUGUGCUCUUUAUCCUGAGGACUAUCAGUUCAGUGCAGAAGAGUUGAUACAGAAUUGGAUGACAGAAGGAUUAAUAGAUGAGAUGGGGGACAGGGAAAAAGAACUCGACAAGGGCCAUACGAUAUUGAAUGGACUCAUAGAUGUAUGUGUAUUGGUGAGGAAGCCCGAAGAUCAUAUAGUAAUGCAUGAUUUAAUCAGAGACUUGGCUAUUUGCAUUAAGAGGACGAGUCCUCGGUUUAUAGUCAAGGCAGGCAUCGGUGUAAGGGGAUCAAUUGGUGUAGAAAAAUUUGCUGAAGAGGUUGAAAAAAUCUCAUUAAUGAGAAAUGAAAUUGAAAUGCUUUCAGGUGAACCCAACUGCCCAAAACUCUCAACAUUGUUGUUGCGAGAGAACCCUCUCUCAGCCAAUAUUUCUCAUGAGUUCUUCAAUCGCAUGAACAGCCUCAGAGUUCUCGACCUUUCUAAGACUGGUAUUGAGUAUCUGCCAGAAUCAGUAUCCAACUUGGAGAACCUGUGUAUGCUCUUACUAAAUGGUUGUAAGAGGUUAAGGGAGGUACCGUCCUUAGCAAAGCUGAAGCGUCUAAGGUUUUUGAACCUCAAUGAGACUGGCAUCAAAGAAGUGCCAGAUGGAAUGGAAUGUUUGGUUAACCUCAAAGAGCUUUAUGUUUCAUCUGCAGAAGUGACAAAUAGGAUAAAUGCUGGUGGUAGCAAUUCCUUAAUGCUUCCUGAUCGUAUUAUCAAGCUGAAAAUGGAGAGAUGCGAGCUGUCAAGCUUGAACUGCCUGUCUCGAUUGCAACACUUACAGUCAUGUGAUGUCUGGUGGUGUAGCAUGAAGUGGUUGUUGCAGAUAGGAGAUAAGAGCACCAUAAUUCCGUCUUUACCCUCCAUACAGUAUCUGGAUCUAAUGGAUCUUCCGAAUUUAAGGGGUCUGUGUGAGGGAGUCUCGAUGCCUGGCUCAUUUGCAUGCCUCAGAGACCUGGUUGUCUCGAGAUGCCAUGUAUUGGAGAAUGUCAUGUCACUUGAAUUGUUUCAGAAACUCCAAUGCCUUGAAUCCAUCUGUAUUGAAGAAUGCAGUGAGAUGGAGGAGGUGAUAAAAGGAGAAGAAGAAGGUGAUAGCAACAACAAUAACAAUACCAUCAUCCUACUCCCUAACUUGAAGUCUUUCGUUUUGAAUAAUUUAGGGAAAUUGAAAAGCGUUUGUAAGCGGGUAAUCUUUUGCCCUUCACUGAUUGAGAUUAAUAUAACUGGUUGUCCUUGGCUGAAGAAGAUCCCUCUUUCCUUUGGCAACUCAACAUCUGUUGUGAGCGGACAAAUAAAAGGAAACAAAGAGUGGUGGGAUGCAUUGGAGUGGGAUGAUCCCAACACCAAAACACUCCUACCUCUUUUUCAAGAAGAAGACGAAGAAGGACGUGGAAUGAAAAGAAAAGCAGAACAAGUAGAAGAGAUUGCAUCGACGUCACAGCACCAAUAA